AGUAUAUGAUUCGUCGAGAUCAUGGCAGAGUCAGUACAACUUCUGCUGUCUGUUGAGAUUCUAAUCUGUUGAAGAUUUCGGACGCGUCGUGAUGUGAGGACCCUCGAGUUGUACACCAAGAUAGAAAUCCGACUCAGUGAGUCACCCAGAUAAUCACUUUCACUCUACUCAUCGACAGGAGUUUUUCUCUCGCAUGCAACCUCUCAUCUCUGCUGUUCCUCUCCAGGAAUAAGAUAGAAUCGCUUGUUUUCCCACUCCUGAUAGAAGGAUAGAAGAAGAGGAUUUCGAUUUUCAUACGAUUUUCUGAUCUCUAUCAACAAAAACUUGAUCAGAAAUAGUUUCGACGUAGAUCUAGGAAGAGAAUUUGGUGCAAAGAAGGCACUUCUGUACACUAAGAUAAGUAACGGCGAACAAAGAAGAUAACGUCCAUACUACUUCCCUGUUCUACAAAACAAAGAUAUUAACGUCCAGCAUACUAGACUCCCUCUACUACAUUUACUCCUGAAAAAUAGGUACAACUACAACAAAUUGAAUUUUAUGGACGAAUUUAAGCUAGCUUAAAUUUCUGUUAAUACACCACGCGGCAGGAACAACAGAGAUCUUCUCUCCUCUCUUAUUUCGUUUGUACGUUGGUGCAUGGCGACUCCUCUCAUAUUUCGUUUGCAGUUGGUUUAACUAAAGACACAACAAGAUGGCGGAGUCGGUUACGUUUUCGAUUGUCGCAUUCGGGAUCAUACACGGGCUGAUGGGCCUAGGCUUUUUGCUGUUCGGCUCAAUAGUUAAGACAAAACGACAACUCACACUCACUUGGCAAUUAAGUAAAUAGUAGUUUGUCGUAUGGUACUAAUAAAUAGUAGUUCUUUUUACUUAGUAGCCUUCCUGUAGUAGUAAAAGACAAUGUUUUUGUUGCCUACUUGUCUACAAGUCCGCAAACAUUCACUUAGUACGUGACUUGAGUCGGGGUCGUGUAGUAGUUCUUAGUAGCUUGUCGUAUAUUACUAAUGGCCUGUGCUUUGUAAAAGACAAUGACAAAUCCAUCUUCCGUAAUUACGCAAUGUACAAUCCUGGUAAGACUUCCUCCGUUUUGACAGUGGGUAAAAAAGAUUGUUGUUGUUGAAGAAGAUGGAUUUAGUUUUAGAGGAGCAGAUGUGGAUUCGUAGAAUACAGUCAAUCUCAAUUCGUACACGUUUUAGGGCAGAAGAUGACGAUCUUCUAAUGUCAGUCUCAGCGAGACUUACGAGAAACACGAUGGCAAAAUACCAGACCAUGCAUACACUGCGUUCGAAUGGUACCUGACCUUCUCUUAAGGCUUGAGGAAAUCCAUCUUGUUCCACCUUAGCAUCCUGGUGUUCCAGUUCUUUCUGAUGGGGAACAGCAGGGGCAUCUCUGUCUUCCCGUUCUGGAGGAGAACAACACCAGGAGUACAACGGAGAUGCUCACCAAGAUGGAUCGACUUCUGCAAGGUAGGUCUAACUCUCCGUGUUGCAAUUCGCAUGCUGUGGCUUCGCGUUCAAGUGGAUUGCGAUACUCAAAGAUCCUCGGCAAAAGAACAUUGCCGACGCUCUUCCGCUCUCACCUAGGAAAUAUGCGAUCGCUCUACUCUACCGAAGUGGUCUCUUUUUAUGGCUCAAAACAGAUAAUCAUAAUGUCUACAGGCGAUUGUGGAUUGAUAGAGAAGUCAUUCUCAAACCUCACACUCGUCAGGCCGUUUGCAUUUUUCCUUAUUUCCUGCUUAGCCUAUCGACAUCGAGAGCUAGAGAAAAGAUAUUUCGUGCAGAGGUUUUAGCCUGCAGUUGGCUUAGUGGUUUAGGCGUUGGCCUGUUCACUUAUCAAUUCCAACAACCUACAAUCUAGCAUCAUCAUCAUCAUCAUCAUCGUCAUCAUCAUCAUCAUCAUCGUCGUCAUGAUGUGAGCUCCUCUAAUCUUUCUGUACGUGUUCGGCUGUAUCGUGAUUCUGGUCGUGGUGUUUGUGCGGUUCCUUUAUGCACAUAAGUUUGGCGGAGAGAUAUGGGAGAUGGCCUACGGACACGCAAAAGUGAAACAACAAGUGAGAAUUUAUGGCAAAUAAAGUAAAAAUACUACAUCAAUAAUUAGAAUCAUUGUUUGAGUACUAGACUAAGUGAGAAUAAUUGAGUACUAGACUAAGUGAGAUUAGUUGAGUACUAGACUAAGUAAAAAUAUAGAUCAAGGAAUACGUCGGUACUGCGACUAGGUGCUACAUGCCUUUUAGGGAUCAGGCACAGAAUAGAAUAGACGAGGUAUAACUGAACCUAACCUAACGACCUCUGAUAGACUUUUUAGUCUUACAACUUAUCUUCUCGUAUGCCAAUCGAGCAUACAAGAACAGUUGUUGCUGUGAUGCAAUAAAUGUCCACACGAGAAGGCAAAAGGGACCACACCUAUCAUAAACCAUGAUCAUGAAGAGGUCGUGAUAUGACCGAGGCAUAGAAAAAUAUGUGUGCUAUAGCUAUAGGCGACCUAUGAUCAUGUUCUAAUAUAGGAAGUGACCUACAAUGAUGUUCUUCUAAUAUGACGCAGAUAACCUCCAAGGCCAUGCUUUCCCAACUAUGCAGGAGGUACCGAAUUUCUUGGCUUUCGUCGUACCUUGGCUGAAUGCAUUCAGUGGCGCGCUGGCGUUAUGCUACGUACCCCACUUCCGAGCAUCUGUUUUGCAUUGCUGCUCCUGUUGCCCUACUCGAGUUCCAGUCACCGAGGGAGAGCAAGACUUCUUUGCUGACGAUAUCCAAUUAAGGCUCUGCUCAUGCUUGUUGUUCUUGAUUUUUGAUGACGAUACAGCUGCUGAUGGUAAAAUGAUACUUCUUCAUUCGACAGCACAAGAACUAGUACCGUUCCUCUCAUCCAAAAUACCUCGUCUAAUGUAAACCGCUAUGCUGGCGAAGAAUGAUGAGGAUGAUGCGAUGCUGAACGAAGACGUCUUCUUCGCGCAGACAUCUGCCAAUAUUGCUAUUGACGAUGCUGCGCACGACGAACUACCACAAGAACACGUUACAGAGUAUACGCAGACGAAGUUGGGUUCGGGCCAAAAAGUUGUCCUAGUGGUCUUUGAAGUCUUCGCUGCUCUCAAUCUUCUCGCUCCCACUGUGAAUUUCGCUCUCCGUAUGCGAGAAUUCGAGAACCCGAAUCAGUUUGCGGCUCUUUAUGCUUCUCUUAUGGCGAAGUUGAUAGAUCAUAAGUGCGCUUAGUUCAAGAUCAAAGGCAUCUUCUUCUUCUUCUUCGAGUGACGGCACAGGUAGACAACAAUAAAUGCAAGAAAUGUAGUAGUACUUACUAGUAUAAUCUUUUAGAUUUCUUGUUGUUCCUAAGAAGUCUAGUAUUUUUCAUAUUUUGAUGGUGUUUGUUUCCCAAGAACUAAAAUCUUGGUCUUGUGGCUUCGUUUCUAGUGCUAUGAAAAGAAGCAUCAGGAGCAAGACCAUCCUAAUGCUCGUUUUUCCUUGGUUCUAUAAAUAUAUCUCAUCCUCCUGAUGCUUGCUCCAGAAGAUUCUUCUAAUUUGCACAAUCUUGCAGAAUGGUGUUGCGGUCUUUUGUUCGCUGCCUUUCUAGGUAACUUGAUCACUUAUGCGGCUAUUUUGCGCCAAGCCGCCGAAAAUCGAGGAGGAAAUAAGGAUGGAGCCGUUUCAUAUGGUGGGGAGCAGGAGAUCAUUAUGGGUAGAAGAACAACUAAGAAAUAAAUUUGCACCCCUAAUUAAAGAUGCUUUACCCCGUGAGUGGGCACAUCCACAUCAAUCAAUCAAUGAGCUCUCUUCUUCGACGGUUGUCUAUUGAAGUAAUAAGAUUCUGAUCAUUUCUACCAGGACUCGUUCCUUUGUUUGAGAGUAGCAUGAAAUGGAUGAUAGACCGAAUUUGCAUGCUUCCGGGGUACUAAUUUUACCUCGUGGUCUAGGUUAGAAACCUAGAGGAGGAGGAGUAGCAGUCGAUCUUUUACUACUAGCUCUGAUUUGUUCCACUGUUGCUAUUAGUGCUAUUAGUUCAAUUCCACCACUUAAAUACUAGUUCAAUUCCACCACUUAAAUUACUUAGUGCUAUUAGUUCAAUUCUAUCUCUAAUAACACCCCAGCCGAUGUGGAGGAGCCUUUGGUUGGAGGCGAGGAUAUUGAGGGUCGUAAGAAGGCUCAAUCUAAGAAGGCUGCAUCUCCAGAUGAUGAACAGCCUUGGAAGCGACGCGCAGAAUCGGAAACAACACGCGAUGUCUUACUUCUUUUAAGGCGACCAUUUAUUUGUUGGAUCAUUCACUACAUCCAUCGACGUUUGGUUCAAUGUUGUAGGACAUAAGUAGUUGAAGAAGAUGAAGUUGAACGUGAAUCGUGAGAACGCCCAUGAAGACAUAUUUUUCAGAGUCAGGGAGCAUUUUUCUGUAAAUAAUGAUCAUAUAGUUCUUGAUGUCGCCCGCCCACCAUCCCGUCCUCCACGUCGCUCUAUGUUAUUUUCCAUGUUCUUCAUGUUCAGUAGCUCCCUCGUAGAAAACCUUACCUACCUAAGCCUUAGUUCCUAGUGCUGAGUUUCCCCUUGUUACCUUACCUACCUCACCACGUCAUUCUCUUGUGCCACGCUUCCACCUCACCACGUCACCACUCUUGUAUCUUACCUCACCACGUCACCGCCACCUCUAAUCUACGAAUGCGGAGCACUCUUAACCGAAGACGGUCGCUUGCUUCCGCGAACAACUAAGUCGUCCAUCUUCUUCAAAGCAUGGCGAUUGGUUAUCGGAUCUCUCUUCGUGGUUCUUGCUGGCCUGUACGUCUGGAAAUUCGUAGAAACAUGGGAGUGGGACGCGAUUAAGGCCACAUUGCACAUUGCAUUCUUCACUACAACCAUCCUUGACUUGUUUUCCACUAGGAGAGGGGUCUUCUACUGGGAUGUCACUACCAUCCUUGAGGACGUGUUUUCCAGUAGGAAACGAAAGGUGUCAACAACAGGUGGGAUGAUGUGAAGAAUGCAAAAAUUCCGCAACCUCCUCUAAGAAUAAGCCGGUUCUCGUGGGCCGUCCCGCAACCUCCUCUACGAACAGCAAUUCGGCCGGGGGUCCCAAGCAGUGGUAUAAGAAAGAUCAGAGUUCCGAAGGGAGGACCGGGAAGUGGAUGUUGAAAAGAGCCUUUUAACAGAAGUACUAUAACAAAUUGUAUGUACUUAACUAGGACUAGGAGGAGAAAGAUCCAAGAUGAAGAUCAUAAGUAGCACAACCUAAGUAAGUGAUAGGAAGAUUCAAAAGGCCAGGAAUCGAAUUAUUGUACAAUCCCUUAGGAAACUAAAAUCGAAGUAGAUGUCGAUAAUCGAGAAACUAAAAGGUAGAUGCUAGCUUGCAUGUACCUUCUCUGAUUUAAUCUUCAUUGAACAACUAGACAUAGACGUAGUACUAGACGUAGAUAGUUGGACAAUUUGUUAUAAUACGAAUCUUACCUCCUGAUGUUAAUAUUUGAUUCACAACAACCUACAUAAUUUGGAAUUGAAACUAAUUUGGGAUUUGACUCAAUAAACACAACCAUGUUAUCCGCCAUUUGAUAGCGGCAAUUUGUUUGCGGAAAACACGUGGGAAUUUAAUUAAGAAUAUUACGCAACAGUAAUGAAGAACUACAUGGAUGACCUAAAUCCAGCAUCGCUGCGCCACAUCAUUCUUUGUUGCGAGAAAAAUGAAAGACACGCAAAAAAAAAAUAAUCAAAAAACAAAAAAAAUGUAACAAUUUCUUGUGAUACUUCCCUACUUGUUGUUGUAUUUAGUAGUUUGAUGUUGGUUUUGGGGGUGGAAUUUUCUUAACCGAUCACGACAUUACUACUUGGCAUUUCUUCACAAGUAGUACUAAAAGGCAUGAUUGGCAGAGACAUUUCUGAUAUCCUUUCAAAUGAACUUAAUGGGGACAUUCAAAAUUUUUAUGCGCUGACUUGUAUAAGAAAAU
Molecule: messenger RNA, 5909 nt
Organism: Amoebophrya sp. A25
Lineage: Eukaryota; Dinophyceae; Syndiniales; Amoebophryaceae
Source: the annotation of a GenBank genome assembly